Messenger RNA from Trichomonas vaginalis G3, 156 nucleotides. RefSeq names its product TfoX C-terminal domain-containing protein. Bases 1 to 156 code for a protein of 51 amino acids. The record is from RefSeq and is a predicted model, not a curated record. Lineage: Eukaryota; Parabasalia; Trichomonadida; Trichomonadidae. The transcript has a single exon.
AUGAGUGAAGAGGAAGCCGAGUUAAAAUUAAUGCCAAAUAUAGGGGAAACAAUUGCCAAGAAAUUAAACGAAGUUGGCGUGAAGACAAGUACUGAUUUGAAAAAGCUUGGCAGUAAAAAAGCUUUCGAAUUAAUUCGCAACAAGACUGUAAUGUGA